ACAAAUUGACUUACAAUGAGGCAUCACAUUUUCCUGUUUGCUUGCACCAUAGCUCUUCUAGCUUCUUCCUCAUUGGUUUCAGCUGAAGUUGUUAAGCAUUCUUUUCAUAAUGACACUGAUUCAAUACCUGAACCUGAAAAACAGGAUGACGGCGUUUUGAAAGACUUGGACAUUGAAGGAAACAUUGAUUAUGGACUCAACGCAACUGGCUUAACCAGUAAAGAUUUCGGUGGUAUAUAUGCAGAUAAGCCUUUAGCCCUUAUACGUCCAGCCGGUGCCGAUGACGUUGCACGUGUAAUUAGACAAGCGUUACACUCACCAACAUUAACGGUAGCUGCUAGAGGUAACGGUCAUUCCAUUAGCGGUCAAGCUAUGGCUAAACAUGGACUCGUUAUUGACAUGAAAUCCAUGAGUGAUAAUAACAGAAUCGACGUUAAUAAAACUUCCAUGUAUGCUGACGUGGGGGGUGGAGCAUUAUGGGCUGACGUUUUGAAAAGCUGCGUUGCUCAUGGUGUGGCUCCUAAGUCAUGGACGGAUUAUCUUGAAUUAACGGUUGGAGGUACUCUUUCUAACGCUGGUGUUAGUGGUCAAGCUUUCCGUUAUGGGCCACAAACGUCAACUGUAACGGAAUUGGAAGUUGUUACCGGUAACGGAGAGAAAACCGUCUGUUCAAACUCUCAAAAUUCUGAACUCUUCUUCUCAGUUCUUGGUGGACUUGGUCAGUUUGGUAUCAUCACUAGAGCCCGGGUUUUGCUUCAAACCGCCCCGGAUAUGGUGAGGUGGAUAAGAGUGGUAUACAGUGAGUUCGAUGAGUUCACUCAUGAUGCUGAGUUACUGGUAAUGAGUCAAGAAUCGUUCAAUUAUGUGGAGGGCUUUGUGUUUGUGAACAGUGACGACCCUGUAAAUGGGUGGCCCUCAGUGCCAUUGGAUUCCAAACAGUCAUUUGACCCGACCCAUUUACCCAAAAAAACUGGCCCGGUGCUCUAUUGCCUUGAAGUGGCCCUGCAUUAUAGCAACAACCCAGACCACCAUCCCUCCACUUCCACUGUAAAUAUGGUGGUCGAGAAAUUACUAGGGCGAUUGAGAUUUAUAAAGCACUUAAGGUUUGAGAUCGACUUGACUUACAUCAAGUUUUUAUUACGAGUAAAGCACGUAGAACAAGCGGCUAGAGCUAGUGGUAUAUGGGACACGCCUCAUCCAUGGCUUAACAUGUUUGUUUCUAAGAGAGACAUUGCCGCAUUCAAUCGAAUUGUGUUCCAGAACAUCUUAAAAGAUGGUGUCAAUGGCCCUAUGUUGACAUAUCCUCUACUGCGUAGCAAGUGGGAUAAUCGAUCGUCAGUGGUGUUACCCCAAGGUGAAAUAUUUUACUUAGUGGCUUUGCUAAGGUUUAGCCACGCACAUCCAAAAGAGUCUGAAAUAAAACAGAUGGUAGCACAGAACCAAGAGAUAUUACAAACUUGUAUCAACAAAGGAUUUGAUUUCAAGUUGUACCUUCCGCAUUACGAGUCCACUGUUGAAUGGAAGAAGCAUUUCGGGGAUCAAUGGGGAAGAUUUGUCGAGAGAAAGAACCAGUUUGAUCCAAAGGCUGUCCUUGCACCUGGCCAAAAAAUAUUUACUAGAAACCGCCAACUCUAAUAAAUAUACUCCUAUUACUUUUGGGGUCUUUUUCCUUUUCAUUGGAUAUUGCAAUUGUUACGAAACAACUCUAAAAGAAUGUAAAUAAAAACGUUGAAGGAUGUUCUCAUC
Molecule: messenger RNA, 1746 nt
Organism: Lycium ferocissimum
Lineage: Eukaryota; Viridiplantae; Streptophyta; Magnoliopsida; Solanales; Solanaceae
Product: cytokinin dehydrogenase 7
Exons: 5
Coding region: 16-1635 (539 amino acids)
Biological process (GO): cytokinin metabolic process
Molecular function (GO): cytokinin dehydrogenase activity; FAD binding
Source: RefSeq, a predicted model, not a curated record